ACUAAUUUCGGCGCCCACAUAUGGCAAGAAAAAAAGUGAAUUUCCUCUACUGAAGUGCCUCGUACGGUAUUCCCCACCAAAUCAAGCGAACGACAUUAUCAGGGACAAGUUAUCGCACGUAAUUCAAGAUGGUGAUCGCAAGUAAGUGGCCACUGAGGUCAAGACAAUGGCAGUAGUAACGAUAAGAGUAGCAAUGGAGUCUGACUGUAUGAAGAUGGCAAUCUGGAGCUGGAAUAAGAAGCGGUCGACUCGUUUUGCUUCAGUACAAUUCUUGUUGUCCUGGGACACAUUGGACAGAGGAACGCUAACCUAAUUCGCAAUGCUUUUUAAAUUUUGAAUGCAAUUUCACUCGGUAGCUGAACUUUGCGCUCUUUCAGAGUACAGGAUUUAUCCUGGAAAUGGGAAACUCAUGAUUCGUCGUGACGGAAAACCCAUCUGGCUUGGAACCUCYAAGGCUCACAGCUUGACAAUCCAACGAAAAAAGGCGGCCAAGCUCGUCUGGACCCAGGCGUGGAGACGCCUGCACAAGAAGGGACUUUCUGAGACCACCACGAAGAAGCGCACUCGUCGUGCCAACAAAGUUCAGCGAGCUGUCGUUGGUGCUUCAUUGGAAGACAUUAAGAAGAGAGCUUCAGAAAAGAGCAGUGUCCGAUCAGCUGCCCGAGAGUCUGCCUUGAAAGAUUUGAAAGCUCGUAAGACUGCCACAAAGAAGAGCGGUGCAAAGGGUGGUGCCAAGGGUGCAACGUUCCAAAAAGUCCCCAAACACAUGCCUAACCGAAACCGUCGUUAAGUAUAUUCGGGUUUUCACCUAGAAUGUUUAUCGAACUCAAAAUAUUUUCUACUAUUUAGAAAUCGAAUGUUACCCCUCUAGUACUCGAUAGUUGUAGCUGAUUAACAAUAUCUGCAAACGAUACCGUGCAGAAUCAUGAGGAUAAUUGUCAGCUGUGGUUGGAAGCAUUCGUGUCGAAAUAAUACCAAGGAGUAAAU
This is a messenger RNA of Pseudo-nitzschia multistriata, 987 nucleotides long. The record is from the annotation of a GenBank genome assembly. NCBI's taxonomy places the organism in Eukaryota, Bacillariophyta, Bacillariophyceae, Bacillariales, Bacillariaceae.